Molecule: messenger RNA, 921 nt
Organism: Malus domestica (apple)
Lineage: Eukaryota; Viridiplantae; Streptophyta; Magnoliopsida; Rosales; Rosaceae
Product: 2-hydroxy-palmitic acid dioxygenase MPO1-like
Biological process (GO): sphingoid catabolic process
Cellular component (GO): endoplasmic reticulum
Source: RefSeq, a predicted model, not a curated record
CCCUCAUUGGAUUUCCUUCAAGUCUAAGUCUUCCACACAAUCUUCAUUUUCCUAGGAAAAUCUUCAUUCUCCCAGGAAAGUAUUCCCUUUUUCCAGCAAAAGAAAUUCAGUUCUGCAAAUAAAAAACUCAUGGGGAGGACUGGAUUGUUUGAUCUUGAAAAGCAGUUUGCCUUCUAUGGAGCAUAUCACAACAACCCAAUUAACAUUUUCAUACACACUUUCUUGGUGUGGCCAUUGUUCUUCACUUCUGUUCUUCUUUUCCACUUCACACCUUCUCUCUACAGUUUCCCAGUUUAUGGCCUCGAAUUAAAUUUGGGGUUUGUUUUCACUUUGGCGUAUUGUCUGUAUUAUGUCAAAUUGGACAAGAAAGCUGGGUCCUUGGCAGCUUUGAUUUGUAUUCUCUGCUGGGUUGGAGCCAGUAUUCUUGGCAGUGAGCUAGGGUUUUCUAAGUCGUGGAAGGUGGUUCUGGGUGGUCAGUUCUGCAGUUGGGCUGGACAGGUCGUAGGCCAUGGGAUUUUUGAGAAGAGGGCCCCUUCAGACAACUUUCUUGAAGGACUUCUAACAGGGCCGUACUUUGUGUUGCUUGAGCUUCUUCACUUAGCUUUUGGGUACGAGCCCUAUCCAGGGUUUCAAAAAAGUGUGAAGGCAAAGAUUGAAGCUGAUAUCAAAGAUUGGAAGGCCAAGAACCAAAAGAAAGUCUCCUAGUUAAUUUAGCUGGUCUGAGAUAUAUGAAUGUACUAAUAAUAUUCUAUUAGGUUAUAUUUUGUAUCUAAAUUUGUCGACUCGAAUCUAUAAUUUCCACCAAUCAGUUUGAUGGACUUAUAGUCUUAUACGAUUGUAAGAGUAAUUUUUGCAGUGUAACCGUCGCAAGAUUUCUUUUAUAACAACUAGCUUAUAUGAAAGUUUCAGUUUUUAAGGUCU